Molecule: messenger RNA, 5547 nt
Organism: Patella vulgata (common limpet)
Lineage: Eukaryota; Metazoa; Mollusca; Gastropoda; Patellidae
Exons: 12
Coding region: 270-2693 (807 amino acids)
Source: RefSeq, a predicted model, not a curated record
CAUCGAGAGAGAGGGCGGUCCUUGUCUCCAGUCUAAACUUGAUAACGUACACAUUUGAUCUACAAAGAAAUCGACUGCCUGAAAUAAUUGACAGAAUAAUGUACUUAAUUGAACUAUUGUUUGAAUAGACAUAUUCAUAAAAAUUCAACCCAGACACGCUAUUGUAGACUGUAAUUAUUGCACGUGACAAGACAACAAUGGUCUGAUUUACAUAUUUCUAGAGAAUAGAAAAUAUUUGCACAAGUAUUAAUUUUUUGCACAGCAAAAAAAUGGACACCAUACCCAAUACUAACAAUAGAGUUGACGUUGAUGAUUUGUUGGAUUUUCUUGGUGAAUCUCCAUCCUCCAACACUAACACCACCACCACCACACAGUCAGCUGCCACCAUUAGUAAUGUCGAUUUGUUUGACUCACUUUGUGAUUUUUCUGAUUAUUCCAUCAUUCCAGAUGCUCAGACAGUACCGAACUAUGAUAACUCGACUGCACCAGAUUUAUUAUUAGACGUCUCUUCUUCUUAUCCCCAGACUGAUAGUUUUGUGAUGAUUAACGACGAUGAUUUAUUUGGUGAUAGUAUAUCGACCACUAUAGCUGAAACCACACAACAAGAUGAUAUUGAUGAACUAGAUUUUGGUGUAUCUAGUACUUUAUCUACCCAAGAACAAACCCCAAAUAUUUCUGUAGAUCCAAUGAUAAAUGAUGAAGAGACAUUAACUAAUGAUAAUUGUAUGAAUGAAGAAAGUAUAACUAAUGGUGAUGUCGAAAAUCAGGAGUUUAAUUUUGAUGUUAUAGAGCUACCAUCCAGCUCAGAGUUAGGUUUAGGUGCCCAACAUUUUAAAGGUCAAAUUGCUAAAAAAGGGUCAUAUGCACUGAGAAGAAAACCAUCUAGGAAAGGUGUUCGUUCAAUUUUACCAAAUGACGAAAACAAUAUCUACAUAGAUUCCACAGAACCUAAAGAAGAGGUUACUUCGCGAGAUGAAGAUGAAUCAACAGAAACCAGUGAGACAGUUGAGGAGGAAGCACCAAUUGCUCCAACAAAAACAUCUAAACCAGCAUUUGUUAUGCCAGGCUUACAUGAUCUCAAAAAGUCUAAGUUAUUUGCAAAAACACAAACCAAAUCAGAUGAUGAAGAUGAAGAUAGUACUGUAUACCAAAAUACUGACAGUGAAAUUAGUAAACCACCAGAAGCAGAUGUCGUAAAGGAAAAUAAACCAGUAGGGGUCCGUGUUUUACCUACUUUACCAAAAAUUGGAGGAAGAACACAACUGAAAACUGGAGUCCGGGUUUUACCGACUAUCCCCACCAGUGAAGAAAAACCCAAAGCACAGGAAGAUGAACAAGCAUCUAAACCACAUGAAAAUGAAAGAAAACCCUUUGAAAUGGAAAAUAAACGGUCAUCUCUUCAUGAUGAAGGUUUUAGUGAUGACAUGUUAUUUGGUGGCAUGAAUGAAACAUCGCAGAAAACUGAUGUUCCAAAAAACUCUGGAAUGUUAACUUCUAAAAUUAUUGAAGAAAAGAAACAGAAAGAAUCAGAAUUAGUGGAGAAAAAUGAAUCGUUUACACAAGACAUUCCUGUUUCAAUUACCUCCAUUGCAGCUGCACAAGUGAAAACCCCAACAAGAAGUCCAUCACCACCUCCCAGUAUAAAACCCCUGCCUACCAUAGAUAACCCACCUGUCAUACCAAAUAGAUUAUCUUUAACAAGAAAAGAGCUGCCUCCGUCCCCUGAAAAAACUCAAAGCAGUGUUUCUAAAACAGAAUUGGUUUCCAAACGAAAUUCCCUGAAUGCCAUGCUACUUAAAGAUGACGAAGAAAGUAAGAAAACAUUCCAGACAGUUGAAAGUGAAUUAAAGACUAAAAACUCUUUUAAUGAUUCUAAAGAAGAUUUAGGCAAAAAUAGUUCAUUCAGUGAUACAAAUAAAGAUUUUGGCAAUUCAUUUGAUGACAUUAAAGUUACUCUAAGAAAUACAUCACAUACUUCCAAUACACCUUCCUAUAAGAGACAUACUAUUCACCUUGAAACAGGAAAUACUCCAGCAAAGCUUUAUACAAAAGAAGAAAAACGGUCAAGUAUAUGUUCAGAUCCUCAGAAGACAGAUUCGCCUUCCAAUCUUUCAUCAUGGCUGACAGAACCGAAAUUAAAGAAGCCACCUCCGCUAUCAGAGAAAAAUGGAGGUAAUCGAAAUAAUUCCAAUAACUAUGAAAGUACAUCUGCCCAAGAUACUGAUUCUAAGACACCAUCUGGGUUUAAAGAGAUGCAUGCUAGAAAAAGUCGUGUGAAACCUGAUUCCAGCAACAAUAAAAUUAACGAAGAUCAAAAACCAGCCAAACCAGCCAAACCAGCCCGGUUGGCUACAAAGUUAACCAAAACAUCAAAAGUCGGAAUCUCACAAGAAAAUGAAAAUCAAGAAAAUGGUGACAUAAAAGAAAAAAUCAAUCCUAGUGUGCAAUUGAGAAAACCAACUGUUGAAGUACAUGUUGAAUCAAAGAGAAAAUCAUUCCAUAAAGAAUAUUCCAGUCAAGAAAGCAACGAUUCCAAUGAAAAGAUAACUUCACCAUGGUUAUCAAAUAUAAAACUACGUAAAACACCUAGUCCUGCUAAAGAAGCAGCACGUAAUACAAUAGAACCUGAAUGGAAGAGAAAAGCUGAAGAGAAAAGAGCACGAUUUCUCAAAUCUGGACUAUUAGAUCAGUAAAAGCUUGUAUGGUGUGGUUGUAGAGAAAUUCUUUUUGGCUCAAGAACCAAAGACUGUGAUUAAUAGUUGUUCAUGCAGUUGUUAAACAAUGUCAAAGUAAAUUAUGGCUCAAAUAUGUUACAAUUUUAAAAUAUUGCUUUUUAGAAAGAAUAUUUUUUAAAUGAAUUUUUUAUUGUGAAUGACAAUUUGGUUUACUAGAAUAUAAAUUUUUAUGUGAAUCUUUUUAUCAUUAGUUGAAUUUGCUGUUAAUAAAAUUUUAUUAUUAGCCGUAGUAAGGUACCAAUGAUAAUAAUUGAAAUUGAGUGUUCAUAUAUUUGUAAAUAUGUAAAUUUUGUUGUAAAUCAAGGCAAAAUGGUUUGUAUAUCUGGGUGUUGUUCAUUAUUAAUUUAUUAUUUUCUCAUGUUGAUGUAAGUACAUAUAUUAUUUGGUUUUCAUAGCCAUAUUAUCUCUGUAUUUUAUAAACAUAAAAUGACAUUCUCUAUAACAAGAAGAUCCAGUUCUAGUGCUUUAUAGAACGCUGUAAUCCCCUAUUAGUAUUAGUAGUAGAUAGGUCCAAGUUUUAAAUGAAACACACUACAAACUGCAAAAAAAUGAAGCUGCCAGAAUUUCAUAUUUAGCCAUUUCAGUGUUGAAUUUUGGACAAAAGUUCUAAAAAUCAUCAAUUUGUAAAUUAUCACAUUCACAUUGUAUAAAUAUUGAUUUCAUUUCAAAACAACCCUUUGACCUUCACUAUUAACAUUGUUGAGAUUUUUUCCUCCUUAUCUAUUAUUUUACAUGUUUUAACAUUCUUUUAUUUCUGUCUCAUGUUCUGCCACAUUUCUUUCAUAAAAAAAACUAUUCAUUCAAUAGUCAUCCAAGAUAUAAGUGCUAGUGGUAAUGAAUUUUAAAAUAUAUAAUAAUGGAAUAGUAAAACUGAGAUAAUUUAAAGUCAUUUAUGUUUGUUUUAUUUCAGUACACUGUGCAUCCCACAGUUUUCACACUCAUUUCGAAGUAAAUCCCUAAAUUCCAGAUUUGUUUUAUUAUUUUGUUUUAUAUCACAUAACAAAUUAAUAUUUUUAAAUUAUGAUUUGUCAUUUUUAUAAAUAGAUUUUAUCUUUACUGUAUCUUAAUUUUUUGUUUAAGUUUUGUUGAACAUUUAUGGAGAUUCUAGAAUUGAUAAAUGAUGAGUCAACUGUUACUUUGGUUCUGUCAUAAAUAUUAAGCACAAGACCAAUAAUUAUCUAGAAUUAGAGACCAAUGUUCCCAACAUACACAGCAGUUGUCCGACAAAAUGAGAAAAAAAAGAUUCUUUUUAUUUUCAAGAUGCUUUAAAGAAUGUAGGAUGUCAAAAUUCAAGUAUUCACCAUCUCUAUAAUCCAUGCUUUUUACCAUUAACUAUUAUAUGCCCAUAUUUCAUUGUGGACGUUUUGUGUCAUCACCCUGUCCGUCCAUCAAUAAUUGGCUUGUGAAUGCGAUAGAGGCUACAGGCGUUGAUGGAUUCUUUUCAAAUUUGAUGCAAACCAUUGUGUCAUGAGAGGCCAAACCCUUGUGAAUGCGUUUGGAUAUUCAGCUCUGUUAUCAUGAGAGAUCAGAUUUCUUAAAGGCAUCCCUUAACAAAUUUGAUCAACAUCCAAGUUUUCAAUUCAGAUAAGCUGCUGUCAAACCAUAGCUGCUGUAUCGGAGUUUGCAUUGCAAUCUUUUCAUCCUUUUAUGUAAGGGGAGGUUUCGACUAAAGUCCAUGCUCAUUUUGGGAAAUUAAAUUUGAGGAAAUUUGUUUCAGAAAUGAAUAUCAUUUGACAUGGAGUCUUUUGCUCUUGAUGUAAAUAAUUGUUCUUAUACUAAAAUAUAAAUAAGGCAGGAGGUAAUUAACACGUCUAGCUUUUCCUGUAAAAGGGGUUAAGUAUUAAUUUAAUACUGGUAUUUUGCAUGAAUGGCUUCAUUGUAUCUUUCAACACAAUCUACUCAAUUUUAUUUUUUUAUAUUUAAUAUUUUUAUGACAUUGUUCAUAUUAUAGAUCUUAUUUGGAGUAGCUGCAGGAAAGUAAAUUUAAGAAUAACUGUAAUUUUGUUCUAUAUUCUGUGUUUAUCACAUUGUAAAAACACCUCAAACUACAAAACAACAAGGAAAACUGCAUUUAGAAUAAGUUAAUUUUUUUUGCUAUUAUCAGAGAGAAUCUAUACCAUGACUGAGAAACAAUGGAAUUAAAACUAUGUAAAUGCAAAAUACAUAUAUAUUUGGAAAUACACACUGUUUUAUGGCCACACACAUGUGUACACAUGACCUUGUUUUUUGUCUCAUUUGAAGGACUAUACUCUGUUUCUUGGCUGGCACGCCAUCCCACAAUACUGCUUAAGAUAAAAUAAAACAAUCCAACUAAUUAACUUGUUUAAUAACAUUUCUUGAGACUACUCCCUUUUUAGAUAUUUGUAUAUAUUGAGAGAGAGAGGGAGAAAUGGGGUUUAACGUCCACUCGACACAAACUAGGUCAUUUCGGGACUAACAUAUGGUCAAAUUUUAUUUCAAUAAUUUGCUCGCGCAUAGGGGUCUUUAGCAGUGGGAGAAAACCGGAGGACCCGGAGAAAACCCACGAGGUUGGACAGGCGACCCUACUCCUUGUCACGUACAACCCGGGAUUCGAAACCACGCCAGUCGACUCAAUGACAGACUUUAUGAUACAGCGCGCGCACGCUAACAAUUCAGCCAUCCAACCCCCCCUGUAUAUAUUGAAGUUAUUACUGAUAUUAUUCAAGUACCAGUAUUUUUAUAAUCAAAGUUGCGCAAACAAAUAAUUUACAUCUAAAGCAAAUCUAUUUAAAUCUAAAUUGUUAUGUAAUAUUUGAGCUGUUUUACAGAUAAAUAUUCUGAGUGAAGAGCA